This is a messenger RNA of Chenopodium quinoa (quinoa), 1767 nucleotides long. Its product is annotated as pentatricopeptide repeat-containing protein DOT4, chloroplastic-like. The record is from RefSeq and is a predicted model, not a curated record. The transcript has a single exon. Gene Ontology annotation, biological process: RNA modification. Bases 1 to 1767 code for a protein of 588 amino acids. Gene Ontology annotation, molecular function: RNA binding; protein binding. Gene Ontology annotation, cellular component: intracellular membrane-bounded organelle. Lineage: Eukaryota; Viridiplantae; Streptophyta; Magnoliopsida; Caryophyllales; Amaranthaceae.
AUGCACAGAAACGCUCUCAAAUCUCAUACCUUUUCUCACACUAGUUUCCAGUUCCACACUUCAUCUUCCCCAAUUCCCGUCGAUUCAAACAACCAAAUUCCGACGCUUCCAUUAUCGUCGCUUCAAUGUCGAGCUAUCCUACAGUCUCUUACCAACUCCAAAUCCUUAAAAACAGGCAAAGCUCUUCAUGCCCUUAUGUUAUCUUCUGGUAUUCUUCAUAAAAUCACUAAUUUAAGCACUAAACUUGCUGCAUUUUAUGCAAAUUGUGGAAAAAUGGCAGAAGCCCAGAUAAUUUUUGAUCAAAUUGAGUUUAAAUCUUCGUUUUUAUGGAAUUAUAUGAUUAGGGGUUAUACUGGAUGCGGGUUUUAUCUUAAAUCUGUGUUGUUUUAUCGUAAAAUGAUUAAUUUUGGUGUUCAACCUGAUAAUUUUACAUACCCUUUUGUAAUUAAGGCUUGUGGUGAUUCUUUGCUUGUUGGGUUUGGGAAGAUAAUUCAUGGUGAGGUUGUGAUUAGUGGGUUUGAGUCGGAUGUUUAUGUGAGCAAUUGUUUAUUGGCAAUGUACUCGAAAUUCGGGGAAAUGGGUAAGGCACGGUUAGUGUUCGAUAGAAUGUCUAAGAGAGAUUUGGCCUCCUGGAAUACUAUGAUCACUGGGUAUGCAAAGAAUGGUUACUCUAGAGAGGCCUUGUGUAUUUUUGUUUUGUUGCUUAGAUCUCGAUUAGUUCCUGAUUCGACUAGUUUGCUUGGUGUCCUUUCGGCUUGUUCUGAUAUGCAAAUGGUUGAGAAGGGAAAGGAAGUACAUGGCUAUGUUUUACGGAAUAGCUUUCUUAGUUCUAAUAGGUUUUUGACCAAUUCUCUUGUUGAGUUGUAUUGUAAAUGCAAGACAAUGUUGUACGCAAGGCGGUUGUUCGCUGUCUCAUCAAAGGAUUCUGUUACUUGGAAUACAAUGAUUUCAGGAUAUGUACAAAUUGGCAAGGGUUUUGAAGGUUUAAAACUUUUCUGCCAGAUGGUUUCUUAUGGUGAACAACCGGACUUAGCUACGAUCAUUGCUCUGCUGAGGGCUUGUGAACAGGUCACUGCCAUUGAUUUUGGCAUGUCUAUUCACUCUUAUCUUGUUCAGAAAGGGUUUGGUUGUAGCAUUAUGGCUGCAACUUCUCUUCUAGGUAUGUAUGCUCAAUGUGGUAGGCUGUCUUGUUCACAACGUGUUUUUGAUGAGAUAGCUGAGAAAUCUUUGGUUUCUUGGACUGCUAUGAUUUCAGCAUAUGGGCACCAUGGGAAGGGAAGGGAAGCUAUUUCAGUUUUUGACCAAAUGGUAGGAAAUGGCAUUGUUCCUGACGAGGGUGCUUUUACUUGUACAUUGACUGCGUGUAGCCACGCAGGACUUGUUGAGGAUGGGAGAGAAAUUUUUUAUCAAAUACAACAGAAGUAUGGCAUGAAGCCUGCACUAGCUCAUUAUGAAUGCUUGGUUGAUCUUCUUAGCAGAGCAGGACACUUAGAGGAAGCAUAUGAGAUCAUUAACAAUAUGGUAGUGGAACCGACAGAUGAUGUAUGGGUUUCUCUUCUCUCUGGUUGUAGGCUUCAUGGUAAUGUUACUCUAGCUGAGGUGUCUGCUCAGAAAGUUACGGAACAAAAUCCAAAUAGAGUAAGUAGCUACAUUUCUUUAUCACAUAUAUAUGCAGAUGAGAAACGGUGGGAUGAUGCAGAGAAGCUGCGAUUUAAAUUACAAAGUAAAGGACUGGCUAUGCCUAGAGGUUCUAGCUUCAUUGAGUAG